Molecule: messenger RNA, 2958 nt
Organism: Closterium sp. Yama58-4
Lineage: Eukaryota; Viridiplantae; Streptophyta; Zygnematophyceae; Desmidiales; Closteriaceae
Source: the annotation of a GenBank genome assembly
AUGGGUGUGCAGGACCGGACGAAGAAGGGCGACCAGAACAAAGGCGGUGGGACGGUGGAGAUGGGCGAAACCGGCGCGUGGCAGGCGGGCGGAUUCGGCAUCGACCCUGACGAACUCUCGCGAAUGUCGCAUCCGGGCGACUUCGCGAAAUUGCAGUCGCUGGGAGGACUAGCGGGGGUGGCGGAGCGGCUGCAGGUGGAUCCGAAGCGCGGCAUCAGCGGCACGGCGGAGGACAUAGCGCGCCGCCAGCUGCACUUCGGCGCCAACACGUACCCUGAGAAGCCUGGGAAGACCUUCUGGUACUUCGUGUGGGAGGCCAUGCAGGACACGCUAGUGCAAAUCCUAUUCGUGUGCGCCAUCGCAUCCAUCGCCGUCAGCAUCCCCACGGAGGGCUCGCUGGAGGGGCUGUACGACGGGCUGGGCAUCUUCAUCGCUCUCUUCCUCAUCAUCACCGUCGCUGCGAUAAGCAACUACCGGCAGGCACUGCAGUUUCAAAAGCUCAACCGCGAGAAGCAGAAGAUUCAAAUCGAGGUGACGCGGUCAGGGCGGCGGUGCAAGGUGUGGAUAGACGACCUGGUGGUGGGGGAUAUCAUCCACCUCUCCACUGGCGAUCAUAUGCACAAGGACGAGGCCAACCCAUUCAUCCUCGCGGGCUGCACCAUCAUGGACGGAUUCGGCGAGAUGAUGGUGACAGCGGUGGGCAUGAGGACGGAGUGGGGUAAGGUGCUAGCGACCAUCACAGAGGACAGUGACGAGCCCACGCCGCUGCAGGUGCGGCUGACCAAGGUGGCAGAGCUGCUGGGCAUCAUGGGUAUCACUGUGGGCGUGCUCAUCUUCCUCAUCCUCAGUAUAAGGUACCUGGUGACGGAUGCAGACUUCAGCAACUUCACUGCCAGUGACGUCAGCGUGCUGCUCAGCUACUUCACCAUCGCUAUCACAGUGCUAGUCAUCGCAGUGCCAGAAGGCCUUCCCCUCGCUGUCACUCUCACUCUGGCGUUCUCAGUGACCAAGAUGAUGGAGGAUAACUCGCUGGUGCGGCACCUGCAGUCGUGUGAGACGAUGGGGUGUGCCACCACCAUCUGCAGCGACAAGACCGGCACGCUCACUCUCAACGAGAUGACAGUGGUGCAGGCGUGGGUGGCAGGCGACUUCCACAAGCCCCACACCAUCCGCACUGGCGUCUCCACCCCCGUUGCUCAGCUGCUAUACCAGGCCAUCGCGGUCAACACCAGUGGAUCCGUCGAUGAACCUCCGGAGCAGGGCAUGCCACCUGUCAUCAGCGGCAGUCCCACAGAAAAGGCCAUUCUCGCCUGGGGAGUCUCGUUCGGCAUGCGCUUCCACGAGACCAAGGACCAGUGCGAGGUGCUGGCAGUGCAGCCCUUCAGCUCUACGCGCAAGCGCAUGGGUGUGCUCAUCCGCACCGCUGACUCUCCCUCCUCCACCACCACCACCACCGACUCCCUCACCACCCCGGGAAGCUUACGCGUGCACUGGAAGGGCGCAGCCGAGGUGAUCCUGCAGCAGUGCGGGCACUACGUGAACUCCCUCGGCAGCAUCGUUCCACUCACCGAACCCAAGCGCAUGGAGCUAGAGCGAGCCCUCCGCGACAUGGGAAAAGAAGCCCUGCGCACGCUGGGGUUCGCCUUUCGGGACUUUGACAAGCGGACAGGCCUGGAGGGGAUGCCAAAGAGAGAGGACGGGAGUGUGGGGGUACCAGAGGACGAUCUGGUGUAUGUAGGGUUUGUGGGGAUCAAGGACCCGUGUAGAGUGGAGGUGCCUGACUCGGUGCUGCACUGCCAGAACGCGGGCAUUGUGGUGCGCAUGGUCACGGGGGACAGCGUUGAGACGGCCACGGCUAUCGCCACGGAGUGCGGGAUUCUGACCGCGGGUGGCACUGUGAUGGACGGUGCUCAGUUCCGUGCCAUCCAUGAAAACGACCUGCCUGCAACCGUUGACCGCCUGCAGGUGCUGGCACGCGCAUCACCCACAGACAAGCUACAGCUGGUGAGGGCGCUCAAGGAGAUGGGGCAUGUGGUGGCGGUCACAGGCGAUGGCACCAACGACGCCCCUGCGCUGCAUGAGGCGGACAUAGGGCUGGCGAUGGGGCAGUGCGGCACGGAGGUGGCGAAAGAAAGCGCAGACAUCAUAAUCCUGGACGACAACUUUGCAUCCAUCGUGCGCACCGUCGUGUGGGGGCGCUCUGUGUUCGCCAACAUUCAGCGCUUCCUGCAGUUCCAGAUCACAGUGAAUUGCGUCGCCCUUACUCUCAACUUCAUCUCUGCUGUUGUCACAGGGGAUGCGCCCCUCACUGCUGUCCAGAUGCUCUGGGUAGACCUGAUUCAAGACACGUUGGGUGCAUUAGCCCUCGCCACGGAACCCCCAUCUGAUAAGCUGCUGGAGCAGCCGCCUGUGGGGCGCAGCCAGGAGCUGGUAUCCGCCGCCAUGUGGCGCAACAUCAUUGGGCAGACGGUGUACCAGCUGUCGCUGCUGUGCGUGCUGUGGUUCAAAGGCAUGGAGAUUCUGCAGCUGCCGGGACCCCCGGGCGUGCCCAGGGUGAUUGCUAAAGGAGGAGAGGAGAUAUCGGAAGGGGAGAAGCAGCUCGUUACCAUCAUCUUCUCGUCCUUUGUAUUCAUGCAGAUAUUCAACCAGCUGAACUCGCGCAAGCUGGAGGAGUGGAACGUGUUUGAGGGGCUGCUCGUCAACCGCCUCUUCCUCCUCAUUGUCUCCAUCGAACUCGCAGUGCAGGUGCUGCUGGUGCAGCUGCUGGGCAAGUUCGCUGGCUGUGUGCGCCUGACGCUGCUGCAGUGGGCACUGUGCUUCGUGCUGGGGUUUGGCUGCGUGCCCUUUGGCAUGCUCUCCAAGCUCAUCCCCCUGCCAGGAAAACGCCAUGCUCGCAAGAAGAUACUUUUUGGCCGGAAUGCCAACCAGGGCUUCGAGCGCCUCGACGAAGCCCAAUGA